Fusarium pseudograminearum CS3096 is the source of this 741-nucleotide messenger RNA. RefSeq lists its product as uncharacterized. Bases 1 to 741 code for a protein of 246 amino acids. NCBI's taxonomy places the organism in Eukaryota, Fungi, Ascomycota, Sordariomycetes, Hypocreales, Nectriaceae. The record is from RefSeq and is a predicted model, not a curated record. The transcript has a single exon.
AUGAAGGUCUCCAUCCAGCUCGUCACCGUGGCUCUUGCGGCUUCUGCUGCCGCUCACCCCCAGAAUGGCAGAAAGCCCGCUCCCAGCAGCACCACAGCAGGCAGUGCUACUUCAAGCAGCGCUGUUCCCUCCAAGGGUUCCAUGUAUAACCUGCCCUUCAUGCCUACAUGGUUCUUCCGUGAUUCUUCCCAGAACAAGUGCAUCAGCACCUACAACGCCUGCUUGAUCUCCAAAUCGAGCGACCAGUCGCCCUGCGCCUCCGACUACGCAGCAUGUAUCAAAUCCGCUGCCUCUGCUUCCUCCUCUGGCGGCUCUGCAACCUCUUCCAAGCCACCCCCACCCCCUUCUGCAACUGGAAGCAAGACUGCUUCUGGCACCAUGAGCCGACCCCCACGACCUACAAGCCUCAAACAAUGGUGGGGACAGGAGCAGGGUCGUCGAAAGUGCCGAUAUGACCACUGGAUUUGCAUUAGGAACAAGUCCAACGACAAGGCAGACUGUGACGACAAGAGGGCCUCUUGCUUUGCGUCGGCCAAGACUGCCACCGCGACUACUGGUCCCACUAGUAUCCCAACCGGGUCAGCUACUACCACCGGCACAGGCUCAACCUCUGCCGCUGCUGCUGCUGCUACUACUUCUUCAACCACCGUUGCUGACGCCGUCGCUGCCACUGCCAGCACUGAUGCUUCUAUCUCUCCCGAUGACCCUUCUUUUGACGACGACAGCGACGACUCGACAUAA